Molecule: messenger RNA, 2371 nt
Organism: Aricia agestis (brown argus)
Lineage: Eukaryota; Metazoa; Arthropoda; Insecta; Lepidoptera; Lycaenidae
Exons: 2
Coding region: 398-2275 (625 amino acids)
Molecular function (GO): protein dimerization activity
Source: RefSeq, a predicted model, not a curated record
GUAGGCUUGCCAGGUGUCCGGCUUUAGCCGGACAUGUUAGGCUUUUUGCAGUCGCGUCCGGCCAAAUAUGUACGUGUUUGGCCUGUCCGGCUUUUGUCAGGCUUUUUGUCAGAGUGGCGAUUCGUACGACGAUGGGCGGACGAGCGCCCGACCCGAACGGACAAGGGCGAGCGGAGAGCAAACUAUCUUCCGGCCCGCGAUUCGCGCCGCGCCGCGCGUCACGCGUGGCGUGCGUGAGCGUGGUUACCCCGCCCCGCUGCUCGCACCGUCCGCAGACAGGUUCGCGCCCGUUAGUCUGCCCUAGGAACGCGUGGCGUUUGCGCGUGCUUGGCGUGUGUUCACGUACAAUUAAGUAUUUCAGUUAGCGGCGACCGUAUUUUUGAUCUCUCUAUUAGUCAUGUCGAAAAGAAAAUGUAUAUUUUCUGACAGUUUAAAAAGUCAAUACAAGAUGUUCAAAUCUGGCAAAGAGCCAUGGGACGCAAAAUGUGUAAUUUGUGAUCAAAUAAUUUCCAUUGCUAAUAAGGGCAAAGCUGACUUAGAAAAGCAUUUAAAUACCGAAAAACACAAAAUGAAGAUUCGUAGUACGGCAUCUACAUCAAGAAUUGAUAUUUUCAUGGAAUCCAAUGCGAACUUAAAUCUUCAACGGAGCGUUCGGGCCACAGAAGCUACUCUGGUUUAUCAUACCGUUAAACAUCACGAAUCAUUUAACUCUCUAGAUUGCACAGCUCCACUUUGCAAGAGUAUAUAUCCAGAUUCGAAAAUCGCAAAAGAUGUAACCUGUUCCCGCUCAAAAGCUGAAGCUAUCCUAAAAAAUGUUUUAGGCCCAUUUGCCCAAGAAAAUAUGUUAAAAGAAGUGUCAAAAAUCAGAUACUUGAGCGUCUCCACAGAUAGUAGCAACCAUGGUGCUAUUAAGCUAUUUCCUGUGCUUAUACAAUAUUUCAACCCUGAAAAGGGAGGAAUUCAAGUUAAAUUACUGGAGCUACAGGCCUUACCGAACGAGACUGCUGAAACAAUAUCCACUUACAUACACACCAUUUUGACGGACAAAAACUUAUUGGAUAAAUUAAUAGCUUUUUCAGCGGACAACACCAAUACUAACUUUGGCGGUAGAGAGAGAAGUGGGACCAACAGCGUCUACAGUAGACUCAAAUCAGCUACUCAAAACGAUGAUAUGGUCGGUGUUGGAUGUAUUGCACAUAUCUUCAGCAAUUCCGUACAUCACGCAAUCGAAUCUUUACCAAUCUGUGUAGACAGCAUAGUGAUGCAAAUGCACAACCAUUUUGCCAGCUUCACAGUUCGUACUGAAGCUUUAAAAAAAGUUUGUUCAGAAUUGGAAAUUGAUUUUAAACGUAUGCUUAGCCAUUCAAAAACCCGCUGGCUAUCUCUUUAUCCCGCCAUAGAGAGAAUCUUGCAAAUGUACGAGCCAUUAAAGUCAUACUUUCUUUCACUGAGUUAUCCGGCCAGAACAUUGCAAAUGUUUUUCGAAAAUGACUUCUCUGAGUGUUAUUUAUGGCUCUUACAUUCUUUCAUGUCUAUAUACCAAAGCCGAAUCAAACACACUGAAACUGCUGAUAUUUCUGUCAAUGAAGUAAUUGAUCAGUGUUCGCAAGUAGUGGAAAAUAUAAACGAAAGAUUGGAACAAAAUUUUUGCCCCAUGAAAGUGACCGAAAUUUUACGGCGUUUAUCGGAGGCUCGUCGGGAUGAGGUAGAAGAUUUUAAACAAAACAUGAGAAGAAUGUACAAUAUUGCCAAAGAUUACCUGAAUUCCUGGACCAGUGAAUUUUGUACUGACCUAAAACACUUUCAGUGGAUGACUUUAGCUAAUAUUCCAAGCUGGGAACAAGGGGCAAAAACGAUAGACACUUUGUCUAGAAAAAAUGUACAGUUAAAUGACAAUAAAUUUUUUGAUCAGUGGCAAAACUUCAUAAAAUUUUUAAAGCAACACGAAGAUGACUCUGACUUUAAAAAGCUGUUGGCACAUCAGAAGUGGACCUCGUAUUUUAAAUCAUUUAAUAAUGAAGAAUUUUAUUCGGAACUGCUUAAGUUGGCAGAAUAUUAUUUUGCAAUACCAGGCCACAAUGCCAACGUUGAAAGAGUUUUCUCUUUAAUAAACGCCCAGUGGACAAAGGAACGCAGUAGACUACAAACAGAUACAAUUGCUAAGAUGAUGUUCUUGUUAUGCAAUUUAAAAUUAACAUGUAAAGAAAUUUACGAUAUGAUUUCUAAGGAAAACGAAAUUCUUGACAAAGUAGGUGCAAGUGCCAAAUAUAACUAGAUUUUGUUAUUUUUUAAAGAUUUUAAAUUGUUCUAUAAAUACCUACUAUAAAGUAAAUUCUUACCUAGCCGUAAAAUUAAUAUUAUCUUUUUGUUA